AUGCUUGAGGUAGUCGUGGCAGAGACCGAGGAGGACGACGAGGAGGAGGACGAGGAGGAGGUGGAAGAGGAGGAGGUGGAGGAGGAGGAGGUGGAGGAGGAGGAGGAGGAGGUGGAGGAGGAGCUUGUGCUCGUGGUCUCGGUGGUGGAAGUUUGCGUGGAGGAAGUGGUCGAGGAAGUGUCGCUUACGGAGGUCGUGCUCGUAGAGGUGGAAGAGCUGGUACGGCUGGAGCUGCUGGUACUGGAACUGGAACUUGUCCAAGAGCUGGAGGUACUGACCGUUGAGCUGGAGCUCGUGAUGGUACUGGUCGAUGAAGUGGAAGUUGUUGUCGUAACGGUGCUCGAGGUGGUGACAGUGGAGCUCAAGCUUGUACUCGUCGAUGAACGCGAAGUUGUCGUUGUCGUCGUAGAGCUGGAGGUCGUGACACUGGCAGUGGUGGAGCUGGAGGUCGUGUCCGUCGAACUGGACGACGAAAUAGUGCUGCUGGUUCUCGUUUCCGUGGUGCUUGUAGUCUCUGUGGCGGACGUGGUGCUGCUUGUUUCAGAGGUGCUUGUGGUUUCUGUGGCCGAAGUUGUGCUACUUGUUUCCGUGGUGCUUGUGGUCGCCGUGGUAGAAGUGGUGCUACUUGUCUCCGAACAAGUUGUGCUGCUGGAGGUGGAACUCAGCGUGGUGCUUAUUGUCGUGCUGCUUGUCUCGGUUGUCUGCGUGAUCGUUGAAGUGGUCUCCGUCGUCAGGGUCGCCGUGGAUGUGCUCGUGGCCGUGGUGACCGUGGCCGUGCUGGUCGUGGCCGUGCUGCUCGUGUCCGUGGUGGUCGUCGUCAGCAAGUUGCAGACGACCUGCGUCCCGAAGUUGCACCCGAAGAAAAAGACGUUGGAGUUCCACCACAUGGUUGAGGCAGUAGUUUUGGUCCAGCACUUCGUAGGCGUGCCGCUCGCUCCCGAUGAGACCCCGCCAUAUGUAUAUCCAAGCGUUGCAGCUGCCGCACUGCAAUCGCUUUCGGAGGCCAGAGCCUCGUGCGUACCUCCGCAGAAACAGCCAUUGAUGAUGUCUUGA
This is a messenger RNA of Symbiodinium sp. CCMP2456, 1053 nucleotides long. Lineage: Eukaryota; Dinophyceae; Suessiales; Symbiodiniaceae. The record is from the annotation of a GenBank genome assembly.